Messenger RNA from Arabidopsis thaliana (thale cress), 657 nucleotides. RefSeq lists its product as uncharacterized. The transcript has a single exon. NCBI's taxonomy places the organism in Eukaryota, Viridiplantae, Streptophyta, Magnoliopsida, Brassicales, Brassicaceae. The coding region runs from base 193 to 483 and encodes 96 amino acids. The record is from RefSeq and is marked reviewed.
AUUUGGUAAAGAUAAACUGUAGUCGCUCAUAAUUAAUUAUCGGCUAAGCUUCAUCGGCCUUUUGCUUCUUCUUCCACCCAAAUAAAACUUCAGGUACCGAAGCUAAAUUAAAAUUCAUUAGGGUUCUUCUUUCCUUACAUCGCUGUAAUUUUCGUUUCCUUCUUCUUCUUUAGUUUUAAUUUCAGGGUAGAUAUGGAGAUUGAGAGUCACGUUUCAGUCCCUGGGAAGAAUCUAGUUAAAGUAGAGUUCAAGCUUGGGACAGAGAGCUACACAAUUGAUUCAAUCAAGGGUGAUACUGUAUUGGACCAAUUGGUUUCGAUGAAAGAAGAAAGUAUGAAGAUACUUAAGGAUUUUAUCACAAAGCAUAAUGUUCCAGAUGAUGAUGUCCCUGACCAAAUCUUGUCUGAUGAUGAAGAAGGUGAUGAUGAUGAUGCUUCUCCUGUAAUAUGUCCUGUGAAACCACCCAAGAAGACAAAGAUUUGAGUUUUUCCUUUUGCUUAUCACUUGCUGUCUUGUCUUUUUUCCAUUGAUGUUGCUUAGAUUUUGAACCUUUGUUCAAAUUUUCUGUUUGUGGAACAGUUCUGUUUAUCUAAAGAAGAAUAUGAGGACUUGGGUUAAGUUAUGUUCAAAUGUUUGCAUCUGCUAGGUGGAAUUUAG